CGUUGGAAGGUCCGAACUCGAAGUACCUGCCUUUAUUUUCUCAUUCACAUACCCUCUCUCUCUCUUGUUCUCGUCGCAUUACUCCUGAGAAAGGAGAACAAAAAACCCUAACCUAACAAGAAUGGCGAGUAAUUCACCUGCCAACUUGGAAGAUGUGCCGUCCGUAGAUAUCAUGACCGAGCUUCUCCGUCGCAUGAAGUGCUCCACUAAGCCCGACAAGCGUCUCAUUCUCAUUGGCCCACCGGGUUCCGGAAAAGGUACUCAAUCCCCAAUCAUAAAGGAUGAGUAUUGUCUGUGCCACUUGGCUACUGGUGACAUGUUAAGAGCUGCUGUUGCCGCUAAAACCCCUCUCGGAAUUAAGGCUAAGGAGGCGAUGGAGCAGGGACAACUUGUUUCUGAUGACUUGGUGGUUGGCAUUAUAGAUGAAGCAGUUAAGAAACCCUCAUGUCAGAAAGGUUUCAUUCUUGAUGGGUUUCCAAGAACUGUUGCUCAGGCGCAGAAGCUUGAUGAGAUGCUUGAGAAGCAGGGAGUUAAAAUUGAUAAGGUGCUCAAUUUUGCAAUUGAUGAUGCCAUCUUGGAGGAGAGGAUUACUGGUCGCUGGAUCCACCCUUCUAGUGGUAGGAGCUAUCACUCCAAAUUUGCACCUCCAAAGGUUCCUGGUGUCGAUGAUGUGACUGGUGAACCUUUGAUUCAACGUAAAGAUGAUACUGCUGCUGUUCUCAUGUCAAGACUGGAGGCUUUCCACAAGCAAACUGAACCGGUAAUUGACUAUUACUCCAAGAAGGGCAAUGUGGCAAAUCUCCACGCAGAAAAGCCUCCCAAAGAUGUUACAGCUGAGGUACAGAAAGUACUUUCCUAGAGAAAGUGAGCCAUCUAUAAAGCUCAGUUAAGUGGAUCCAUUGAAGCUAUAAGCACAUGGAUUGUUUGAGAACAUUCUUAGUUUUUUGCUCAAAUGUACUUUGAUAUACAGUCGAUUUUUUUUACUGGUGUCCAUUGCUAUUUUAACCGCCAAUACUGCGGCUGCCCUUUCUUGAGAUAGAUUUGCACCCAAAUAAUAAACAUUACGAGUUUUCUCUUUCUA
Molecule: messenger RNA, 1081 nt
Organism: Mangifera indica (mango)
Lineage: Eukaryota; Viridiplantae; Streptophyta; Magnoliopsida; Sapindales; Anacardiaceae
Product: adenylate kinase 4-like
Exons: 6
Coding region: 122-859 (245 amino acids)
Biological process (GO): nucleobase-containing compound metabolic process
Cellular component (GO): cytoplasm; mitochondrion
Molecular function (GO): ATP binding; AMP kinase activity
Source: RefSeq, a predicted model, not a curated record